This is a messenger RNA of Closterium sp. NIES-67, 691 nucleotides long. NCBI's taxonomy places the organism in Eukaryota, Viridiplantae, Streptophyta, Zygnematophyceae, Desmidiales, Closteriaceae. The record is from the annotation of a GenBank genome assembly.
GACCCGACCCGAUGUCGGAGGGGUGGAGGAGGAGGAGGAGGAGGAGGAGGAGGAGGAGGGAGGAGGAGGAGGAGGAGGAGGAGGAGGAGGAGGAGGAGGAGGAGGAGGAGGAGGAGGAGGAGGAGGAGGAGGAGGAGGAGGGAGGAGGAGGAGGAGGAGGAGGAGGAGGAGGAGGAGGAGGAGGAGGAGGAGGAGGAGGAGGAGGAGGAGGAGGAGGAGGAGGAGGAGGAGGAGGAGGGGAGGAGGAGGAGGAGGAGGAGGAGGAGGAGGAGGAGGAGGAGGAGGAGGAGGAGAGGAGGAGGAGGAGGAGGAGGAGGAGGAGGAGGAGGAGGAGGAGGAGGAGGAGGAGGAGGAGGAGGAGGAGGAGGAGGAGGGAGGAGGAGGAGGAGGAGGAGGAGGAGGAGGAGGAGGAGGAGGAGGAGGAGGAGGAGGAGGAGGAGGAGGAGGAGGAGGAGGAGGAGGAGGAGGAGGAGGAGGAGGAGGAGGAGGAGGAGGAGGAGGAGGAGGAGGAGGAGGAGGAGGAGGAGGAGGAGGAGGAGGAGGAGGAGGAGGAGGAGGAGGAGGAGGAGGAGGAGGAGGAGGAGGAGGAGGAGGAGGAGGUCGAGGAGGUCGAGGAGGUCGAGGAGGAGGGCACUGGGGCAAGGACUCCAGGCCUCAUGCAGGGGUAGCACAAUGAACAAAGCCACAUAGA